AAAAUGUUUUGAGGAAAUGUAAACAAUUCCAAACGUUUAAGUUGAGAAUUUUUAAAUCUGGUUAUAUACACCCAAAUACAAACAGUUAUGGAGGCGUCAUUAUGCAGGGUUUGCCUGGAAAAUAGCGCCGAAAUGGUCAACAUAUUUGAGGAGACGCUUGCAUUUGGAGUUUCCAUUGCAAAUAUGAUAUCAGAGUGCACCGGCUUGAAAGUUGAGAGAAGCGAGCUAGGUUCCCCAACGAUUUGCCCUUCCUGUCUAAAAGAUGCGCGAAAGGCAUUCGAGAUAAAGAAAGUUUACGAGCGGAGCACCCUGCUCUACUCCCAGUCAAAAAAGAGUAAGGAUCCCCUGGAAGCUAACCUAACGAAAAGCGGAGGAGGAUCUCUACUGGCUGUCUCUCCUGUUAGGGAGGAAGUGGCAGAAGAUAUGCAUGCAGUGGAGGAACCAUGUGUAUCCCAAUGCCAAGUAAAGAACGAACCACUUGAAGAGGGCGUGUUUGAAGAAGAGAAGGGUCCGAUUUUAGAAUGCGACUUUAAGGUUGAUGAAGGGGAAGGGAGUUUGCAGGUUGACGGUAUUGGGAAUAACAAGGCUAACUUGAAGCGAGAAUAUAAGUGCCGAUAUUGCCCCAGAACUUUUGCUUUUAAGUCAGUUGUAAAGCGUCACCUACGAGUGCAUUCAGUUAAUGGAAAACGCCAGUGUCCUUACUGUCUGAAGUACUUUGUUCGGGUCUCAAGUCUUAACACACACUUGCUUCUCCACACAGAUCGUCCAGUUUUCAAAUGUUCCCAAUGUCCAAAAAGUUAUUUUAAGAAGGCACGUCUUGAUCACCAUUUGCAAGUACACGCAAGAUCGUUCAACUGCUCUCACUGUACAAAGAAGUUUGCGAAGGACUCGACUCUUCAAAAGCACUUAAAAGUUCACUCGGGAGGUCGGUUUCUUAAUUGUACCCAAUGCCCAAAGGCUUAUAGCCAAAGUAAAUCGCUUCGGGAUCAUCUAAAAAAGCACUUAACCCACUCCUUAAAGACUUGUUUAAAACGGGGUGCUAACAAGAUAUACCUGAGAAGUACCGCACCAGAGAGACCGCUUGUGUGUACUCAGUGCUCAAAAGCCUUUAGAAAUAAAUAUUAUUUCAAGGCACACCUGCAACUACAUAAAGGAGAAAGUCCGUUUAAGUGUUCCCAUUGCUCGAAGAAUUUUGUAACACUUUCGAGCUUGCAGAUUCACUUGCGAACACACACCGGCGAAAAACCGUUCAAGUGUUCCCACUGCCCAAAGGGUUUUACCCAGGCAUCGGCUCUUAAGGUACACAUACGAACCCACACGGGUGAAAAGCCGUUUAAAUGCAAUCACUGCUCAAAGACUUUUGCAUGUCUUUCAGGUCUUAACGCCCACAUGCGAACGGUCACAGGCGAAAAACCAUUCAAGUGUUCCCACUGCUCAAAGGGUUUUAGCCAGGCAGCGAAUCUUAAGAUACACAUACGAAUCCAUACGGGUGAAAAGCCGUUCAAAUGUACCCAUUGCUCAAAGGCUUUUGUAGCUCAGUCAAAUCUUAUUCAACACAAUCGAACACAUAAAAAGAGUCUUACCCAGACCACAGAAGUUAAGAAACACAAUUGGAGUCACGAAGGAGAAUGAUGCAUUUAAAUUUUAAAAUCGUGCUGUGAUUUAUAUGAUUUGUGUUGAAGAUUAAAGAACAAUCUUCUGCGAAUUAACUGUGGCUAUUGUUUUUGAAGUAAAAAAACCUCUAGAUCUAACACCUUUUGGUUUUUAUUAAAUAUUGCUUGCAAAGUCGUUCACUUACAGGCUACCAUUUAGCUUAUAAGCUGUAGCUAAGUUAAAAAUUACCUGUAAAUUUUACAUUAUAACAAUAUAAAUAAUAAUAAUACUGCCUCUGAA
Messenger RNA from Drosophila subpulchrella, 1893 nucleotides. Its product is annotated as zinc finger protein OZF-like. Gene Ontology annotation, cellular component: nucleus. Bases 88 to 1632 code for a protein of 514 amino acids. Gene Ontology annotation, molecular function: DNA-binding transcription activator activity, RNA polymerase II-specific; RNA polymerase II cis-regulatory region sequence-specific DNA binding; zinc ion binding. Lineage: Eukaryota; Metazoa; Arthropoda; Insecta; Diptera; Drosophilidae. The record is from RefSeq and is a predicted model, not a curated record. The transcript has 2 exons. Gene Ontology annotation, biological process: regulation of transcription by RNA polymerase II.